AUGAAAGUCACAUUAAUUGUGCUCGCACACCUGGCAUUGGCCUAUGGGGCCGAUCCAUUUGCAUGUCCCCGUCCCGACUACUGGGGCGAUUGUAUUUGCGAUCCGACUGAGCAGAGUCUAAUCUGCUCAAACAGCCCUGAUGAAAUAAAAUUCUGGCCAGAUAAAGACGCUUCUUGGAGUCCAUUCAAACUUAUUGUACUAGAUGGAUUCAAAAUAGAGGCAGAGAUAAAAUUAAGCGAUAACACCAAACUUAAAAGCACCGGGCUUAAACUAACGAAUUCUCUGGUGAAAGACUUCGGGUCUAUCGCAACAAUUCUAAAAGACGUAACGAGCGUUGUUUUGGACAAUGUAUUGACAGAGGAUAGUAAACAAAUCAAACUCUCCGAUUUGACCGACAAGCUUACAGUGGUUAAAUUGACAACGUUCGAGGUUACUAAUUCACAGCUGGAUGACACACAGAUGCCAGAUGUUAGCACGUGGGCUGAAUUACAGAUACUGUCUCUCAACGGAAAUAAAUUCACUAAACUAAACGAUAAAAUUAAAGGCCUCAAGAAACUGACCACGGAACCUUUUGAAUCGCUGGAUAAUAAUUUAUACAAGAUAAAUUUGCCAAACAAUAACAUAACGUGCACAUACGAUGAUUGCGAUUGGGCUUUUCAUCUCAAGGAUCCCGCGCCCGUCCCAUACGAACACCUCUUGAACGUCGAGUGCGUCAAUAAUCACAAACAGCUGUUCAAUUUGCGAGAGCAGGAUCUGCCCGGCUUUCCCACUCCCGCACCGCCCACACCGUCCACACCAUCCCCUCCGCCCACAACUCCUCAUUCAACGCCAGAACCGCCGACACCUAAACCAUCGGACGUUGAAGUAAAAGUGGGUAACCAGUGGUUAGAGAUUAAGCGAGAAUUAUGGCCGUAUGUGGACAGUGAGGACAGCAUUCAUAACACACCCACCGAUUUCUUCAUCAUUCACCCUGGCGAUAUAAAUUUUAAAUCUAUUACGAAAGACGUGCUUCCCGGUAGUGAAAAUGUUAAAUUCCCUGUCAAGUUGAGUUUCAAGUAUUGGGCACACGAAGCGAUUGCCACCACAUAUAUUGAGAAAAAUAAAAAGGACACAAUUAUUGACAAAAUAUCUAAGGAAUACAUAAAUUUUGAUUCUUAUUGGUUAUAUCGGGAAUAUAUUCUAACUGAACUACAGUUGAAAUCGUACGACUUCUGGACCGCAUUAGACCAAUACUCAGUGAUUGCGUUGAAAGACAUUAAAAUCGAUUCACCCAAAGAUAAUGACGUGUGCUUUGAGCUCAAAUAUUUGUUAAUUAAAUCGAAAAUAACUCCUGCCACUAUUGAUAUUCAUUACAAUGUGGAUCCAACUGAGUUUGCUGCAGAAAAAAAUAAAAUAUUUACAUUUACGCCCAUGGUCAAACUGACCACCACUGACAAAGAUAUCGAAACAUAUGCUUUUUGUUUGCGGGAUGUGUUGGCUCUGAGCGCCGAAAAUUUGCUCAUCACAUUCGUUGCAAACACUGGCGGUGCUGACGGUGACGAUACUCUAGCUCUGAGUAUUGAUUAUAAGCCAAAAGCUAAAGACCCAUGGAAGUUCACAUCGAAUAAAUUCAUUCAAACAUUUAAUGAUAAAGAAAGAAAACCUGUGACUGAAAUCCCAACCACAGCUCAUCUCAUGGGGCCUUGGAUUCAAUAUAAUAGCAAUUUAGGCAAUGGUUUGAAUGAAUAUAGCGUUACUGUAAAGCAGGAGAAAGUGUUUAACGCUUUCACAAUUAGACCCAAAAUAUGUACGGAUUUAUCGCAAUGUUUUGAUGUCAAUGCUAUCGGAGUGAAGGCAGACUCGAGUGUUAGUGAGAUUCUUAAAUGUGAUAAAACGGGAACCAAUUUUGGCUAUAAAUCCAAUCCGACCAUGGACAAUCCCAAUCAUUGUAUUUGUAAUGAUGGUUAUUAUGGCGCUAAGUGUGAUCAAUUAGCAAAACCGAUUGAAGUGAAAGUUGAACCCCCAAAAAAAGGAGAUUGGGGUGAACAGGCUUCACCCAAAGUGGGCUUUUAUCCAACCAAGAAAGGACCAUUAAUAUUUAAUUUUAAAGAUAUUAAUGCAGAUAUGUUUGACAUCUGUCCGACCAUCGAGUAUACUGUGACAGAACCCAAGGCUUUAAUGAAACUAACCGUACAAUAUUCAGAGGGUAGCGCUUCACCCGACACACCGGUCGACACAUCCACUUAUAUCGAUGAAGUGCUUAAGAAAACACCGGAAAAGGGAAAUGCGUUUACGUUUUGUGUCAGCGAUUUACGUAAUAAACCACAGAAAACAUUUUCUGUCGUAAUAACGGCUGAGGCGACCGCAACAAAACCUGAAGAUCAAAUAUACGAUGCCACUACUUUGACUAUCACUAAAUUUUCAGCAACUAAAAUUCCCAUAAAUCGACCUAAUUUUAUACAAAACGUUGACAUUAAGCACAAACAGUACUGGACUGAACAGAAAUGGCACACAAUGUCUGUCGAGAAUAAUUUUAUUCCAUCAAAGGAUAAGACUUCACACCAAUUGAAAGUUAUGGUUAAAGCCAAAGCACAACCGAUCUCAGUGAUGUUAAAACCUGAGACAAAUAAACAAAUACCAACACAAUUUGUCGAAAUAGCUUACGAUAAAAAGCUAAAAACAUUCACAGACCAAGAAAUCGCUGCUGACAUCCCAAACACUGCACAACAGAUCAAACUGUUUUUGAAAUUCACGUUUACGGCCGACACUAAUAAAGACACUAAUUUUGAUGUCACUAUCAAUUCUUUGUCGGAGCAUGCACACUUACAGACGAUGAACGGAUUUAUCAAUGCGACUGCAAAGAUGCCCAAGAAACUAUGUAACUCAUAUCCAAUUAUUCCGGAUUUUAAUGCGAAAAAUCCAUUGGAUAGACCUAAUUGUGAAAUUAUUCACACAGAAACUCCACCAAAGGAUACUGAAACAUGUAUUUGUCCACAAACACAAUUCAAAUCGAUUACAGGCAAAGCCGGAUGUGAAAGUAAAAAAAAUUACAAAUAUAAUAACGAGAAGCCCUGUAAAAAGGAUGGAAGCAAUAUAAAAUGUGAUAUAUUUACUGCAACCGAUCAACAAUGGUAUGACACGUAUCAGGUCAGCCAUGCGGACAAAUAUUUCCCUUUAUACUCACCGACAAAAGUGGCCGACGAGUUGUCCAUUGAAUUCAGUAAUCUUAGGGCCGAAGAAGACGUCUGUUUUACACUUAACUACUAUUCUUCGGGAACGUCGACAAUAACUGUCACUUCGGCGGAACCGAAAAGUGUUGGACUCCUAUUGAACUCUUUAGUAGACAUUCCACAAUGGAAUCAACAAUAUAUAUGCGGUUCAUAUCUAACCCACGCAUACACUGCGGCCAAAGCGGUUAAAAUUAAUAUUAAAGGCAGUGAUAUUCACGCCGGUAUAAACAUAGGGCCAGUGCUGGCCAUUCGCAACACUUUUAUCGACGAACCGGUUCUUUCACAUUAUAACAACAAAGUCAUUGAAACGGCGAUAAAAACUGAGUGGCCGAUAGUUAUUGGACUUAAGGAUAAUUGGAUAUAUGACGAGAAAAAUAAUGAUAAUGUUAAAUUUGCGAUUAAAGCGACAGAAAAACCUUCAGAAACAAAAUACACCACAUAUUUAAUGAGUAAAUGGAUUGCAGCAUCUGGUGAACACAGUUUAUUAAGAUUGCAACUUGAUCCCAAGAAAGAAAUGAAAGGCUUUACCAUUGAGUUUGUUGUGUUUGACCAAAAUAUGCAAGAAGUGGCCGACCCUAACCGACUAGUUUACGGCGAUAAAACAUUCGAUACGAAGACAAUAAUUGAUACAAUUGAUGGCGACGGUGCCAUUGAAGUGCAAUUACCAGCUAAAAAUCAAAAAGUAAUCCGUGUGGGUAUGAAAGUGGUUUAUAAGGAGGACAAAACAGCAAAGCCCCUGUUCACUGUGAGCAAGAUUAGUGUCAACGAUCCCUGUAUUACUGUCGAUAAAUAUAAGAUAAUCCCAAAUCUAUGUGGCGAAUAUUCGAGCGACAAAUUGUGUUAUCCAUUAACAAAAGCUACAUUUUUACUCAAACCUCCCUUGGAUGAACCCGCCAUAUAA
Molecule: messenger RNA, 4110 nt
Organism: Medioppia subpectinata
Lineage: Eukaryota; Metazoa; Arthropoda; Arachnida; Sarcoptiformes; Oppiidae
Source: the annotation of a GenBank genome assembly